AUGAUUGAAACGGGCAUUUCAAAUGGAAACCCGAAUGACGGAGACAAUUAUUUUUUGUAUAAUGAUAAAUGUUCUCUUGUUUUGGUAAUUGAUUAUGAUACGGAAAAUGAAAAAGAUGUCUAUAAGAAUGUAGAUAAAAAUGAUGAGAAUAAUGUAGUAAGUUUGUUGGAUAAUAUAAAUUGGGAGAAAGAAAAUGAACAAAUGAUUGAAGAGUUGAAUGAUGAAAUAAUUAAUGAAGCAAACCCUGGAAUAGAUAGUAAAAAUUUAACUGAUGAAAAAUUUGAAGAAAUGAUAUUAAGUACAUUCAAAAAGGAUAAUUUUGGAAAAAUAAACAACAGUAGUAAAAAACAUGGUUCGUUUAAGGGGAAUAUAAAACUGAAUGUAGGAUUAGAUUAUUCUAAUUUUUCAAUAGAUACACCAUAUAAAAUUAUUAAAUUUAUAACAAAAGGAAGCCACUUUCUUUAUUGGAGUGAUGAUGUAUUAGUUGGUACUCGAAAUGAUAUAACUAAAGAGUUUAAAAUGAAUGAAAUGAAAAAAAACAAUUGUGAAGAAAUGAGAAACAGUAGAUUUGUUUAUUUUGAUACAAAAAAUAAAUUACUAGUCUUAAAAUAUAGCUUAAAAAAUAAAAAUUUUCAAUACUUAAAAGAAGACAAUAGUAUUUAUAAAUAUUUUUUUGAUCUUCAUAAAAUUGAUUUUAUGGAUGAUAAUUUAAUCAAAUAUAAUAAAGACUCUAUUAUGAUUUAUCCAUACACAUAUACAAAAAUAUGGGAAAGUGUAACUAGCUAUAUUAAUGAUGAAGUAAUCAAUAAAAUAGAACCUGUUAAUAAAACAUUUUCUUCAUCUUUUUUAGAAGAGGACAAAAAAGAUAAAGAUAGUGGAAAUAAAGGUGAAAUCAAUUUUCAUAAUCAGCCAUACAUGUUUUACUCUGUAAUUCCAAAAUAUCCUACAAGCAUGGGAAGUAAAAAGGAGCCCAAUAAGCAUGAAGAAAAAGAACAAAAUGACGAGUUAUAUAAUGGUAAAAACAAUAAAAAGGAAGAUGGUGUUUCGGAAGAAAACAAUGAAUAUAAAAAUAAUGAAAUGGAUAACCACACGGAAAAUACAGCUUAUUUCGAAUGUAUUCAUAUUGAUAAUAAAUACAAGUAUACUCCCUCAGAUUUGACUUUGAUAAAUUUAGAAAAAUUUUGGAUAUUAGAAGAAAUAAUUAAACAAGAAUAUACAUAUAUAUAUUAUAACGAUGAAAAAAAAGAAGCAUUCCAUAAAUAUUCUAAUAAACUUUUUUACAUUUUAGGAGAAUUUCAAUUUUCUUUUAUCCUAUUUCAUAUAGGGUUUAAUUAUCAAUCUUUUAUACAGUGGAGAAAUUUGUUUGAACUUUUUUCGAAUUCUCAAAUUUUGGUGACUAAGCAUACAGAUUUCUUUGAAAUAUUAUUAAAGGUUGUAAGUAUCCAUUUAAGCUAUUUGAGUGACGAUUUUUUUGAUAAUAAAGAAAACAGUUUCAUUCUUUUUGGAGUUUAUAAUAUUUUUGAUAUAAUUAGCAAUAUAGAAGAUAUUAAUGAAAAUAUAAAAAGUGUGGUUGAUUCAAUAGAUGCAAUUAUUUAUAACAAGUUAGGUCUGCAUAUCCCAGAUCUAUCUUUUGUAUAUGAGGAAUAUCAGCCAACGUAUGUUAAUGAUGACUAA
This is a messenger RNA of Plasmodium vinckei vinckei, 1674 nucleotides long. RefSeq names its product AAR2 protein, putative. Gene Ontology annotation, biological process: spliceosomal tri-snRNP complex assembly. NCBI's taxonomy places the organism in Eukaryota, Apicomplexa, Aconoidasida, Haemosporida, Plasmodiidae. Bases 1 to 1674 code for a protein of 557 amino acids. The record is from RefSeq and is a predicted model, not a curated record. The transcript is spliced from 2 exons.